AGAACAAACCUUAUUCUCCUGUUCUGGCAAUACUAAAUUCCUUGUAUUUUCUAUACAAAUACUUUUCUUUUUUCCUGCCACACUAAAUAUAAAAUUAGUAACAUCUUUAUCCUCUCACAUUAUUAAACAAUAAUAUUAAAUAUUAAUUAAUAAAUCUUACUCUCUCUCCUAUAAUUCUAACUCUAAGGGUUGUAAAGAUAGAGUAUAGCUUACCUCAAUCAAUCAAAAAGCUCUCAAAACAUUGACACACAAACCAAAAAAAAAAAAAGACAACAACAUGGGUAGAGCUCCUUGUUGUGACAAAGCAAACGUGAAGAAAGGUCCUUGGUCUCCAGAAGAAGAUACUAAGCUCAAAUCUUACAUAGAACAACAUGGUACUGGUGGUAAUUGGAUUGCUCUUCCACAAAAAAUUGGUUUGAAGCGUUGUGGAAAGAGUUGUCGUCUAAGGUGGCUAAACUAUCUUCGCCCUAAUCUCAAACAUGGUGGUUUCUCCGAAGAAGAAGAUAACAUUAUUUGUAGUCUUUACAUUAGUAUUGGAAGCAGGUGGUCGAUAAUUGCAGCACAAUUGCCAGGAAGAACAGAUAAUGACAUAAAAAAUUAUUGGAACACAAGGUUGAAAAAGAAGCUUUUGGGAAAACAUCGUAAAGAACAACAACAACAAGCGCGUAAUAGAGGCAACAAUGGUGUUAUGAUUAAGCAAGAAUGCAAUAUGAAUCGUAGUGAUCAAUAUUCCUUGUCAAAUUUGGUUCAAGAACAAUCAUUUUUGCCACAUGUAAUGCAAAAUAUGCUAUCAACACCUCCACCGCCGCCGCAGCUGCAGCCACAGCCACAGCCGCCAAUGUUGUCAUCAUACACAAACCAAGGCUUCAAUGAUCAAGAUUCUAUUAGAAAACUACUUAUCAAGCUUGGAGGAAGAUUUUCAGGUGAUUAUCAUCCUAGUACUAAUAAUAACUUUGAUGGUUUGAAUCUUCCAUUCUCAAAUGCUACUUCUUCAUCUCAUGAACAAGUUUAUGAUCAAGAACAUAUUGGAUCUUCUACUUGUGUUAAUUCUUCCAAUGGUAACAAUAAUAACAACCAAGUACAAUUUGUACAAAAUGGUCAAUACUUUGACUCGGUGCAAGAAGAACAAGGAAAAUUUAUUCAAGAAAUUGAUCAUAUGGUAUCUACUAAUAAUUUUCCACAAAGAUUUGAUGGGUUGGAAUUCUUUUUUGGUGAAGAAGACAUGAGUAUUAACAAUAAGAUAGAAGGUUCAAGUACUAAUUGGGGUGAUGAAGCUACAACUUCAAGUUAUCAUCAUCCUCUUGAUUCAAAAUACCAAGGUUAAUUAAGUUGUGAUUUAUGAGUUAAGGUUUUAAUUUGCGGUUGCAAUUAAACAGUUACGCUGUAAACUUUUAUAUUAUGAAAAAAAUGCAUGCAACUGAUGUGGUUGAAAUUGCAAUUACAAUAUAUGCCGUUGCAGAGACUUCAAAAUCUUUUAUUUUGCUGUCGCAAUAGUUGCAUACUGCAAUUAGACUAUAAAUUCGGAGUAAUUAAUAAUAUUGUGUACAUUAUUGUUAAUUUCUGGUACUGGUCAUCAUUAUAUUGUUUGCUUGAAGUUUAUUAUUACAAACAAUAAAAUUGGAUAUAUGUCUACUCAUA
Molecule: messenger RNA, 1638 nt
Organism: Trifolium pratense (red clover)
Lineage: Eukaryota; Viridiplantae; Streptophyta; Magnoliopsida; Fabales; Fabaceae
Product: transcription factor RAX3-like
Exons: 3
Coding region: 278-1324 (348 amino acids)
Source: RefSeq, a predicted model, not a curated record